UUUCAGUUCAGUUUCAACGCUCCGAGUGAAGUGAACACACAGCAGAAACACCAGAACGACAGCAGCAACAUCUAGCGGCGUCAGCAGCAACAUCAGGCCACGGCAGCAACACUGAUUCGAUUUCGAUUUCGAAACCGCUCGAAUCUGAAUUCUAGAAUUGCCUGCGCUUGCGCUAGAAAUCUCUUCGUUUUUUCUCGCUUUCGUUUCAAAAAUAAUCAACAGCUGUCCGUUCCAAUACUUUAAAAACUGUUUCUUUUCCGGAGUGUGUGUGCGAUAUAGACCCUUCCUCUUCCGAUCUUCAUAUAACUGAAAAUUGUUUUCGAAAUAAUUACAAAGCAAAAACAUAAGAAAAAUACAGAAAUAUAUAUAUAAGGAAAAAGACAAAAAUAAACAAACACACGUGCGGUUUCUUUGCGGUCUUGACGCGGUUUCCGUUCGCAGGGUGUGUUGUUUUAUGCAAAUCGCCGUAAACUCAAUCAUACAAAUACAGAUUGCUAUCGGUUUGUGCUGAACAAAUUAUAUAAUUUGCCAUAAACAACUAACAUUUGUUAGUUGUCGCUGCAGUUAUCGUCGAGUGCAAGAGCGGGACAGAGAGGAGUCGUCAUGUCCAACACCGAGAAAGGAGGUCUGCACAGAGUGCGAAACUUCCUGUCAUGCCGCCAAGUGCUAAGCCUGCUGACCAUGCUCGGCUUCAUGCUGAACUAUGCCCUGCGAGUCAACCUGACCAUUGCUAUUGUGGCCAUGGUACGUCCAAAUGUCACUGCCCCGGUUAAUGCUACUUCAGCGGGAAAUGCAACAUUGGCGGGAAAUAGUACAGCUGGCAAUAGUACUUUAUCCCUGGACGGAGUUGAUGACUACGAGGACCGAUUUGCGUGGGACUCCUACCAGACCAACUUCGUUUUGGGCUGCUUCUUCUGGGGCUACAUCCUCACUGAACUGCCAGGUGGUCGUCUUGCCGAGCUAAUUGGAGGACGUCGAGUCUUUGGUCAUUCCAUGCUGUGGGCCAGUCUGCUCACUUUGAUUACGCCGCUGGCGGCGCACAUCAACUAUGUGGUGCUCAUCGUAGUGCGAGUGGUGCUCGGCUUCAUGCUGGGUGCUUCCUGGCCAGCCAUUCACCCGGUAGCCGCCGUCUGGAUUCCACCCAUGGAGCGCUCCAAGUUCAUGUCCAAUAUGAUGGCUUCUUCGCUUGGUGCUGCCAUUACCAUGCCCAUCUGCGGCUUCCUGAUCUCCAUAGCUGGCUGGGCCAGCGUGUUCUAUCUGACAGGAGCCGUGGGCCUGCUUUGGUCCUUGGCCUGGUUUGCCUUUGUCUACGAGACCCCUGCCACCCAUCCCCGCAUUUCAUCCGAGGAGAGGCGUGAGAUUGAGGAAGCCAUUGGUACAUCCACCUCCAAGAAGCGCGCCAGCCACGUUCCCUGGGCUGAUAUGCUCUGCUCACCCGCCGUCUGGGCCAUCAUCAUCUGUCAUGGUCUGGCUGUCUUUGGUUUCUUCACAGUGGUCAAUCAGCUUCCCACUUUCAUGGCCAAGAUCCUUCACUUCGAUAUCAAGCAGAAUGGUUUGUUCUCAUCGCUGCCUUAUCUGGGUAAAUACGUAAUGGCUGUGGCUUCGUCCUAUCUGGCCGAUUACCUGCGCAAGAAGGGCACUUUGAGCACGACGGCUACUAGGAAACUCUUUACCACUUUUGCACUGGUGAUUCCGGGUCUGCUGAUGAUAGCGCAGGUGUUCCUUGGCUAUGACGCCACCUGGUCCGUGACGAUCUUCUCGCUGGCCUUGUUUGCCCAUGGAGCUGUCACCGCUGGUUAUUUGGGCAAUGGCCUGGAUAUUGCACCGAACUUUGGUGGAACCAUCUUCGGAAUGGCCAAUACGCUGUCUUCCCUUGGUGGGUACGUUUCCACGUGGAUGGUGGGAGCUCUUACCUACAAUGAUGAAUCCUUCCAUUCGUGGCAAAUUGUCUUCUGGAUUCUGGCAGGCACUUAUAUCUCUGCAGCUUUAGUCUUCGUUGUCCUGGGCUCCGGUGAACUCCAGCCCUGGAACAAUCCUCCAGAGCGCGUUAGGAUCAAUGAUGUUAACCAGGAGGAGGGUGUACCACUUAAGAACGAAAAGUGAAUUCCCUUUACAAGUUAACCUCAAUCGGUGCUUCUACUGUUUCUGAUGAGGGAAAGGAAAUGAAGUCCGGCGUUGGAGAUAUCGAGAGUCAAGAAUCGAACAUCUCACCAGACACAAUCAUCCGCACAAGUUAUAGUAGUUGCUACUGCACCAAUGAGAUUACGGGGACUUAUGAUUUGCGAGGACUUGGGUCAGGACUUCAGGAUGGAAAACCGGACACUCAACACGGAGAAAAACAUGAAAUGAAAGACAUUAUUUUUAUAGAAACAUCCAAGUUUCUUUUCACUAAAAAAGAACAUUUACAAACAUCUCAUACCCAUAAACAAAAACCACACCUAAAAAACACUGUACACCGAUGCACCCGUCUGCUUAAUGGAAAUUGACUAUAUUUAUAAGUAAUAUUUAAUUUAGUAGGCCUACAUCUGUUAAAAUGUAGCCUAAAUUUAUAGUAUUCUGUAUGUCCACAGAGUGCAUAGCUGGCUGGUGGAAGGACCCAAUCCUAAUGACAUCCGACAAUCAUCAGCUGUGCCCUAUAUGAUUCGUUUUAUAUUUAAUGUAGUCCUAUUUUCUAGCUUAGAUGAACAAAAUACUUAUGCAAGUAGCGAAAUACAUACAGAUAUGCCGAUAGUGUAGAUAAGUUGAUUAAAACAUGUAACUUUGUACUAUACUUGAUUAUUUAUGUAAUUAAUUUAAACGAUUUCUAAGUUCAUAAUAAAGCGUAACUCAGAAAGAA
This is a messenger RNA of Drosophila eugracilis, 2836 nucleotides long. Its product is annotated as sialin. Gene Ontology annotation, cellular component: plasma membrane. The coding region runs from base 604 to 2103 and encodes 499 amino acids. Gene Ontology annotation, biological process: transmembrane transport; monoatomic anion transport. Lineage: Eukaryota; Metazoa; Arthropoda; Insecta; Diptera; Drosophilidae. Gene Ontology annotation, molecular function: transmembrane transporter activity. The record is from RefSeq and is a predicted model, not a curated record. The transcript is spliced from 7 exons.